Cynara cardunculus var. scolymus (artichoke) is the source of this 936-nucleotide messenger RNA. RefSeq lists its product as uncharacterized. The transcript is spliced from 4 exons. The record is from RefSeq and is a predicted model, not a curated record. NCBI's taxonomy places the organism in Eukaryota, Viridiplantae, Streptophyta, Magnoliopsida, Asterales, Asteraceae. The coding region runs from base 65 to 748 and encodes 227 amino acids.
UAUAUACGCACACUAAUACACACACAUAGGACUUGAUAGAAAAAAAAUCUGUGAAUCCUUAAGCAUGUCCAUCAUCACAACAUGUUUGGCUUCCCAGAAAACAUUCACCACAUGUAACUUGCUUUCAGAUUCAUCUCAAAGAUUUUAUGCCAAUCCCAUAUCUGGUUUUCCGAUCACCGGAAAAUCCCGAACUCUUCUCUCUAUGACCAGCACCACCACCGUUAGAUGGGAUACUAUGAUUGUUUAUGCCGAUGAUAAACACGAUGGAUCUCCACCUCCACCACCAUCUUCAAGCACCUGGAAAAAUUGGGUUAUCGGAUGUUUAAUGACAUUUAUUGUACCCUCCAUCACCACCAAAGGAGGUCCUAUAAAAGUAUUUAUGAAUAAGCUUGACCACCUGUUUGAUACGGCUGAGGAAAUAUCGGAUAUAGUGGAAGCAGUGGCAGAUAAGGUGGAUAAGGUGGCGGAGAAACUUUCCGAUGAUAUGCCUGAAGGUAGCAAACUCAAAAACACAUUGGAAUUCAUUGAACAAGUGGCUGAAAGACUAGAAAAAGACGCUGAAACUGCCGGAGACUUGAUUGAUAAGGUUCAGGAAAUUCAGGAGAAAAUAGAAGAUAUAUUGGAGCCCAUACUAGAUGAAUCUGAGGAAAGUGAAGAAGAAGAAGAAGAAGAUCGUAAAUGCAGAUUACGGGAAAAGCUAAAACAAAUAGAAAAGCAUAAGCACAAGAACGACCACAAGCAUAAGUAAGAAAUGGUUUUUUUGGUUGGACAAGUUAAUAGACAUGUGAUUAAUUUUUUUUUUAUCAUGUCACAUACGAGGUAGUAUAUAAAAUUUUAGGGUUUCGUCCCAUAGGGAUUACAAGUAUGUACAAGUUGUUGAAUAUCCUUGUAACGCCAUGGUUACCAAAACGUUUAAUUACCAUUUUAUCUCUAAAA